AUGAAUUCUGUCGAUUUGAAAUUGGAAAAAGCCAACGCGAUCUUCCGGUUCCGAAAGCUUCAAAAUCUCACGAAUCUAUUUCGAUUCAUGGAGAUGUUUGUUUUCUUUGUUUUGAUUUCUAAGUUAUCUUAUCAACUUCCGUUCGCCAUUAGAGUCUCUGCUGAGCAUUUCAGGGGAGUUUCCUUCUUGAUUUUUAGCCCGAGGUAUGUUUUUGUGAUUGGAAACGUGAUUAUCUUAAUUCUAUUAUUCAAAUCUCGAGUUACUGAAAAUGGUGAUCUCAACGGAAAUAUCGAUGUUUACGAUGAGUAUGUUAAGAGAUGCGAGAAGAACGUAGCGAACCCCAUUAACAUUUUAACUGUAGCUACUACUGAAAUUGUUCCGAGUGAGGAGAAGAAGAUUUGCAGGAGUCAAUCGGAGAAUCUUAUGAUCGUGAAUAGAAAGGGAAAUCAAAAUCACCGGGAAUUAAGACGCUCGGUGACGGAGAGAAACAUAUCGAAGAAGAUUGAUCGUGGUGGCUGUGUGACUGCGGUACAGGAGAAGAGUUGCGCAGCGGAUGAAUUGAGUGGCGAAGAGUUCCGGCGAACGGUGGAGGCAUUUAUUGCGAGGCAGCAACAAGCCCUUCGAAAUGAAGAGUUGACUCAGGUAGCUUGUAUAGGUGCAUAA
Messenger RNA from Lactuca virosa, 663 nucleotides. Lineage: Eukaryota; Viridiplantae; Streptophyta; Magnoliopsida; Asterales; Asteraceae. The record is from the annotation of a GenBank genome assembly.